UUGGUCUCUUCCACUUCCUGUUUCUAGAGUAUAAGAGCCAAUUUCAACUAAUCAUGUGGAUGAAGGACUCAAACAUGGAGCCAGGAAACACCAACAGGUUUCAGGAAGAAUGUGAAACUGGAGCUGCUGCGACCCUGAAGCUCCGUCUCCUCCUCUGCAGACCGCUAUGUCCGACACAGGAACCUGUACCACAGGCAAACCCCGGGGUCAGUGUUGGUAGGUGGGACUGCCUGCGUGGUUGACCCUGCCCUGGGUGACGGGGGACUCCAUGGUCUGGCUCAUCCUCGCCACACAGCCCGCACCACCACCGCAGCCACCUUCUUGUUGAUUGUGCGUUCAUAUCAUCGCUCCCUUUCCGUGCGGCUCGACUCACCGGAAAAUGGCGAAGGAUUCGAAGCCCCCGAGCGUCACCGGCCACUGCGUCCUCUCUCUGCUGAUGCUUAAUUGCUGCUGGCUGCUAGGCUCCGCCACCCAGAAGCCCGUCGCGUUGGCGGACUCCCAGCAGCCCCUGCAGGAGUAUGCCCACUCCAUCCGGCUGGAUGGGGACAUCAUCCUUGGUGGACUGUUCCCUGUGCACUCUCGUGGCGAGAGGGGCGUCCCCUGCGGCGAGCUGAAGAAGGAGAAGGGCAUCCACCGGCUGGAGGCCAUGCUGUUCGCCAUCGACCUCAUCAACAAGGACCCAGAGCUGCUGCCCAACGUGACGCUCGGGGCGCGCAUCCUGGACACGUGUUCACGUGACACCUACGCCCUGGAGCAGUCGCUCACCUUCGUCCAGGCACUCAUUGAGAGGGACGGCUCCGACGUCCGCUGCGCUAACGGAGACCUGCCCAUCUUCGCCAAGCCGGACAAAGUGGUAGGCGUCAUCGGGGCGUCGGCCAGCUCCGUGUCCAUCAUGGUGGCCAACAUCCUGCGACUGUUCAAGAUCCCUCAGAUCAGCUACGCCUCCACGGCUCCGGAGCUCAGCGACAACACCCGCUACGACUUCUUCUCCCGCGUGGUUCCUCCGGACUCCUACCAGGCUCAGGCCAUGCUGGACAUCGUCACGGCGAUGGGCUGGAACUACGUGUCCACGCUCGCCUCCGAGGGAAACUACGGCGAGAGCGGCGUCGAGGCCUUCGUGCAGAUCUCCAGAGAGUCAGGUGGGGUUUGCAUCGCUCAGUCUCUGAAGGUCCUUCGGGAGCCGAGACCCGGCGAGUUCGACAAGAUCAUCCUGCGACUGAUGGAGACGCCCAACGCCCGCGCUGUCAUCAUGUUCGCUAACGAGGACGACAUCCGGUCGUCUGGUCCUUGUGAGAUCAUGUGCAACUACCAGUGUGCCAUGAAGUGUGCCAUGAAGUGUGCCAUGAAGUGUGCCAUGAAGUGUGCCAUGAAGUGUGCCAUGAAGUGUGCCAUGAAGUGUGCCAUGAAGUGUGCCAUGAAGUGUGCCAUGAAGUGUGCCAUGAAGUGUGCCAUGAAGUGUGCCAUGAAGAGGAACUCAUUAGUGCUGAGUAAUGAGCCUCCUGCUAAUACAGCUGCAGAAUGA
Messenger RNA from Cottoperca gobio, 1522 nucleotides. RefSeq names its product metabotropic glutamate receptor 8-like. Gene Ontology annotation, molecular function: G protein-coupled receptor activity. The transcript has 6 exons. Gene Ontology annotation, cellular component: membrane. The record is from RefSeq and is a predicted model, not a curated record. Lineage: Eukaryota; Metazoa; Chordata; Actinopteri; Perciformes; Bovichtidae. The coding region runs from base 380 to 1522 and encodes 380 amino acids. Gene Ontology annotation, biological process: G protein-coupled receptor signaling pathway.